Platichthys flesus (European flounder) is the source of this 6174-nucleotide messenger RNA. RefSeq names its product ubiquitin specific peptidase like 1 (gene uspl1). Gene Ontology annotation, biological process: Cajal body organization; protein desumoylation. The coding region runs from base 1466 to 5107 and encodes 1213 amino acids. Gene Ontology annotation, molecular function: SUMO binding. The transcript is spliced from 8 exons. The record is from RefSeq and is a predicted model, not a curated record. NCBI's taxonomy places the organism in Eukaryota, Metazoa, Chordata, Actinopteri, Pleuronectiformes, Pleuronectidae. Gene Ontology annotation, cellular component: Cajal body.
CCGCCCGGCGCAUCGGAAGGAGAACGUUGGCAACACGAAACGACAAAACGAUGCACAUGGACUUGCCGCGCCGGCUGGGACUGACACUUACAGACAUGUGUGGAAUGAUUUCACCGACCAGCACCGACACAGCUCUUAUAAUAUAGACUCUGGGUUCGGUACGUAUGAUAUUAAUUCACUAAAAGUGUAGGAAGUAGGUCGGCGGCGGCUGAAAGUGACGCCCGGUUUAAGCUAACGUGUUAGCAUGCUAGUCGCUAGCUGCAGGGACUCAGAGUAUGGUGCGUGGAGGCUUUUUAAUGGAUAGAUUGGAGUCAAGUUUAUUUAUUAUAACGAUAAUACAUUAAACUGAAUCUUAGAAAUUUGCGAUUUGCACUUUAGUGGAUUCUCUUUCUCUGCAGUGGAGGCUGCGUUGGCAGCAUGUGUGAGGACACUGGUUGCCUCGCUCUCCAUUGUGACCUGCCAGCGUCUCUCCAUAAAUCACACAGUUAGAGCCCUCACGUGUAGUCGUUAUGCAUUGAUAUGUUGUUAGUGCUGUUUAAAUCGGCUACAGCCACUCUAGCUGUAGUCGUGCUUUCAUUAUUGUGCUUCCAGAGUAAAUAUCCGCCCGUAUGAUCCCACGUGUGUGACAUCGUGCACCUGUUUAUCCUUCAGGGACUUGUGUUGCUAAGAAGAGUCUCAUUACUGUCUUGUAAUAUAAAAACAGUAUGAAUAAUACCUUUUUUAUCAUAUACACAAAUUUGUGAUCCUCACAUACUCUCAAUUUGAAGUAUCUUUGGAACCACCAAGCUCAAACAAAUUCAGCAGUCCACCUGUUAUGAUGUCCAGUUUUUGUUGAAACUGUUUUAGAGGUGUGUGUGUGUGAUUGUUGAUUUUGAAUGUAGUCUGAUGAAUUGUAUUACAGUAUAACACAGUUCAACAGCACCAAAUCCGUCAUACAGUUGAAUCAGUGCCUAAUUAUACAUAUAUAUAUAUAAUUGCAAUUUAUAAACCAUUGCAAAGGUAAAGACUUUAUCACACGCCUUUUGUAUAAGACUGAUUUACAGCUGUAGUUUGGUUAAUGUUAUGAUAAAGUGAACUGUCAGGAAAUUCAAAAAGAAACUCUUUGUUAAACAUAUUAAUAUUAACCAGUUGGGAAUGGCCCCUUUGCUGAAUACCUGUCAAAUCAAGGUACGUCAUGAAUUCUAUCCCACCAUUUUGCAAAUGUGAUAAUACUGCCAUGCAUCUUGUAGCCCGCUGAUGUCCUGCAAUAUAAACAGAUACAAAAAAGGAGAGUCUCCACUGUAUAAGAUGAAGAAAAAGAAUAAUCUUGGUCUACAAUUUUGAUUGUUUUAUGUUCCCACCUGAAUGUGUAGAAAUUUAUCUUGUAAAUUUCAUUACUUGUAAACUUUAACUAACAUGCGCCAUGUGAUGCUGUUUUUUUCCCCACAGCUCCCUCAGAAUCGUACCAGGUGGCAAUGACAUAGUAAUGAUUGUUGACUGGUAUCGGAUGGCUUUGGACCAGAAGAGCAGCAGAGGUUUACCAAUGACUGGUGAAGACACUGGUUUGGGGGCUUUGGCCUCACCCCUGGCAGGGUAUUUGGGAAAAGUUCAGGAAAGAGCUGCAUCACUGGAGCAUUGUCCCUGGUGCACUUCGAAGGGCUUAACCUUUGCUCUGCGCUCAUACCGCAUCAACCUCCAGGAGUCAAUCACCCUCUGCACAAACCCACAGUGUCUCUUCCCUCUGGUCAGUCACUCCUUGGAGGAUGUUUUGGCUAGAUUGGUUCCUGUGGAGCCCACGGUUGGGAACAAAAGAAAAACUCCUUUGCCACUGGAAGAAGAAGAGCUGAUUAUACCCUCCCCCAAACGCCACCGAUCAAGUGAACUUGAUGGUUUUGGGACACCAAAUGGUACCGACACGCUUUACCACCAAGCAGAGUGCUGUGCUGUCAGUAAUGGCCAUCAUGCGGGGCCCGAGGCAGAUGGUGAAAAGGUUAAUGGAUGCAACGGGGUCUUUGAUUGUCCAGCUGCAGAGACAGUUGGGGCAUCGCUGCAGGUUGAGGAUGUUGUUCUGGAGAUGGAAACAGACAGUGCUGCCUGUACAGAAGGCUUUGCUCCUCCUGGAUGCUCGUCCUCGGCUGGACACCUGCCGAGCCCAUCAGGAGCCUUGUUGACUGCUGCUGGGGAUCGUUGUGGGGAUCUCGGUAUGUCAGAGGCAGAGGAUGACUCCCCCCAGGUGAAGAUUCACCCUGAGGUGCUGAACAGACGGUGCGGUCUGAUCACUAAUCAGUCCAACUCCACAAAUGGGGGCAUUUAUUCAACUGAAAUCAAUGGUCCAUCGCUUCAGCUCAAGGAGCAGACUGCAGGAACGGAACAGAAAUCACUGACAGCCGCCGACAUCAAGGACAUAGCAGACAUUAAAUUAGAAUCUCAGGAUAUUUCUCCUACCUCAAAGAAGCUUGUAUUGGUUCCAAAUCAUCUUUUCUGGCGGAACAGGGACAAACUGUGUUGGCUGGACUCACUGCUUGCUGCUCUGGUUAACUGUAAGAGCUUGGGAAAGUGUAAACCUCGAGACGAGCCUCAGCGAUCAUCUCUCUGGCAGCUGAUGAGAGAAUAUGAGGACAUUUGUGCUGCCGUUCAAGUCCAUCAACAGACCAACAGUGAUGGUGUGGUGAGGGUGUCGAAUCAUGUGCUGCAAACGGCCAGUGAAGAUCUACACAGUCUCAGGAUGUCGGUCUUCAAACUGCUGCAGCCUAAGCUGCACUGCAAGCUGGGUCAGAAAGAGAGUCCGGUGUUUGCUUUGCCGCUCCUGCUCUCAAUGGACUCCUGGGCGGAGCCUCUCUUCCAGUCGACCUUUCAAUGGGAGUUCAAGUGCAGUGCAUGUGGAGCAGCUUCCUCAGAAAGGCUCAUGAAAACUCUUCCCUCCUUCACGAACAUUGUGCCCGAUUGGAAACCACUUCAUGCAGUUCAUCUGGCUCCGUGCAAUUUUUGCUGCAGAAAGAAGCAGAGGAGGACGAUGAUACUGGAGAGUGUGCCUCCAGUGUUUAUGCUGCACUUUGUCGAGGGGCUCCCUGACAGUGACGUCAGAAUGUACAGCUUCGCCUUCAAAGGGAGACGCUACUCGGUCACCACCGUCAUCCAGUACAACCAUCGACUGAAGCACUUUGUCACCUGGAUUAGUCGUUCUGAUGGCUCAUGGCUGGAAUACGAUGACUUGAAACAUCCAGAAUGUAAGACCCAUCAGAAGCUCCCGGUCGCUGCCCAGGAGAUGCACAUCGUCUUUUGGGAAGUGGAGGAGGAGAAAGAGCUUCAUCUCUGCUCUCCCUCCAGCACGUUCACGGACUCUCCUCUAUCGAGAACUGAGAUGAUCCCAACUGUAAACGUACCAGCAGCAGAGGAGGUGUUGGUCUGCUCCCCCGACCAGUCUCUCCUCGCACAUCACGACACUGACAUUAUCUCUGUGCUCUCAGAAGACGGCAGCAGCAUCGUGGACACGAGCCUUCCGGCCGACACAUCCAUCGGCUCCACGACGCUGCUCGACACCUUCGAGGGCCUCAGCCAUAACGACAUCAUUACCCUCACACUGGUGGAGUUACAAACAGAUUCAGAGACGACGCCUGUAGAUGACGACAGGAGAAGUCAGGGUUUGAGCGACCCCUGUAAGAAUGAGACGCUCGAUGCGUCACCAGACAGCUCCUCUACUGUGAUGGGUAGUGAGAUGUGUCAAGCCCCCGAUGAUGGUCCUCCCUCCACCCCCGACACGCAGUCUGGGGAUGGUGCGACGAGCGAUCCCACAUUUGUGCCGGGCGCCGCCAGGAGAGGACGAGGCAGAGUAGCGGCCAGAGGCAAAGCUAAAGCUGUCGGUAGACGAAAAGAUACCAAAACCGCUUCAUCAAGAGCAGCUCCACCUGUUCCACCACCUGAGAUGUCUGAGCCCUCUGAAGAAGCCUUUCCUCCCGAGGCCGCUGCAGCUCGGGAGGAAACGCCACCGAUUCAAACUACCACAGCACCCUCGCUUUCUACUGGUACCAGUCAGAACAGUCUCAUAAAGCAAUCAUUACUGGUUCAGCACAGCCGCUGGUCCUUCCUGCUCAGCAAACACCCUGCGACCAAGUCCGAGGACAAAUUCACCCCCAUCUUACCACCCGCCUUGGCCACACAAGUGAAGCCCACUCCCACCCCUCGCUCUGUCCCCACCCCUCGCUCUGUCCCCACCCCUCGCUCUGUCCCCCCCCCUCGCUCUGUCCCCACCCCUCGCUCUGUCCCCACCCCUCGCUCUGUCCCCACCCCUCGCUCUGUCCCCACCCCUCGCUCUGUCCCCACCCCUCAUUCUGUCCCCACACCUCGCUCUGUCCCUAUCCCUGUGAAGAGACAGCAGCAGACUCCUGCAAGAUUCGUCCCCAAACUACAGCUCAGACUAGAGGAGAGUGCCAGUCUCCCUCUGAAAGCUGCAGAAAUGUACGGCGGAUUUGGCAACCAGAGCUCUAACGCACCAAGUCCACUGGCGUCCCCCGCCCCUCCCUGUGGAAAAUCAAUGCCGUUUUCGCCCAUCACUUCUCUCUCCCAAGUGUCACUGAACACAACAUUGGUGUCUGCUGCAAUCGUCCCUACGCCCAAAAAGAACAGGCACCCUGAGAUCUCCUCCAGAGGCCAGUCGUCCAAGGCUCCUCUGGAUCUUAGUGACACGGACGCCCUCCGCUACAAGCUGCUGAAGAAACUGAAAGCGAAGAAGAAGAAGCUCGCCAAGCUGAAUCAAAUAUUGGGUGAUCCGCGUGGAGCGAGCCUCCGACCAGACAGCACUGACCUGACCUCUCCCAACACGGUUACCUCCAGUACGUACGAUGGCUCCACCUGCGACGACUUCCUCUCGGACCUGCUCUCGCCUGCAACCACAGCCAGCAACCUAUCACCAGACAGCACCGACUUCCUCGAGAUGCUUGCCAAAGGCCAGAAUGGAGUCAACCAGUUGGACUACGGGGUUAAUGCUGGUGGGGCAGUGUCGCAACCAAAUGCUUUUAUGAACGGGGCCGACACUGAAAGCUUUAUGGACGAGUUUCUUUCUCAGGCUGUGACUCAAGGGCAGACGGAGCUGGAGAGCGAGGCUCUAAGUGCACUCGAUCUAUUUGUGUAACCUGUGGUGAAAUGUUUUUUUCUUCUGCUGCACAGAUAACUUCCACACUUACUUCCUGUUGUGAGAAAAUUAUGCAAAAUGUUCUUAUUUAAUUAUCUGCACCUCAUCUACUAGGAGGGAUGGGUGUGUGCAGCCCGUAACGAUUUGGUGAGAACCCAAGAUGUGUUGGGAUCAAUUGCUAAUCAACAUCUUAUCCAAGUCUUUAUUGUCGUUCUUUCUCUAGCUCGUUUGGUUUGGUCUUGAUCCUCCUUUCCACACUACAGACAUACUGUACAAUAUGGUUGACAAUUAGUGACGUUAUUAUCAAGACCAUGCACGGCAAAAUGAUUUAAACUGUUCAUUGAAACAACUGUAAAGUUUAUUAUUCGUGUAGUGGCAGUGAACAAAUCUGAUUGAAUAUUCGGAAACCAUCUCGUUAAAAUACGAACUUGAGCCAAUUCCUGUUCCACAUGUUUGGCUGCAUAACGGUGGCGAAACUGGCGAAAAUCCUGCAUCACUUAAACGCAGCACAAUGACGAGGUUUAAGUUUGAAAGUGACAAAUCACAUACUAAUAUCUUUAUGAAAUAAAGGUGUAAAUGAUGUAUCUUUAAAUCAAAAAGAAGAAUCUAGAUUGUUAAAUAUCAUGUUAUAUAUUCUGUUUAUUGCACUGAGGGAAAUUAGUUCACAUCUCCCUCUAAAUAAACUAUCAAUAAGGAAUUCAAAUUUAAUCAAACAAAUUAGUAUCGGGUCAAUCACACGUCAGUUCAACUCCACAUGAAAAUGUUAUCUGCCAGUAAAGUGGUGAAAAUAUAAAAUUGCUGUAUGUACAUGUUGAUAGUUCCUUGAUCAUUUCUAAAAACCUCAUGAAGUUUGAAUGUGUCAAUGUUUGCUAUGGUUUGUUGAACAAAGUUUAUUAACGGCAUCUUGAAGAGUUUUCUCCAACUUAAGCACUUUUGUAGUUUGCGUGAGCUGUAUGAAAGAGGCUGAUGAAGCCGUCAUGUUUGUUUGUUUUGUUAACUACUUGAAAAUUCUUGGGAACGAAGUUUCUUUUUUUUUAGUGUUGUUUAAUAAAUACUAUAUUUACAAA